CACAUUGAAAACUACCACUAGGCAACACCAGGCUACCCAUACAGUGUACCAGCAUCUUUCCAAGCUUAAGCUUAUAUUUUUAUUUACCAUGUCUGUCUCCGCCCUCGUUAAAGCCCAGUGGCUCCGCCAAAUGAUGCUUCAAAAAUCGAAAUAUCUUCGAGUCUUGGAUACGUCUUGGCACCUUCCAAAGGAAAAUCGUGAUCCGAAGAAAGAAUUUUUGGCUCAUCGGAUUCCUGGGGCUAAGUUUUUCGACAUUGAGGAAUGUGUCGACAAGUCAUCGCCUUAUGAACACAUGCUGCCGAAUACUGAAGAUUUCUCAAAUUACGUUCGCAGUCUUGGGCUCAAGAACGACAGUCAUGUUGUUGUGUACGAUAAUAAUAAUGGUGGAUUAUUCUCGGCCCCCCGAGUCUGGUGGAUGCUUCGCGCAUUCGGGCACGAUCGGGUAUCGAUUUUGGAUGGCGGGUUUCCAAAAUGGUGCGCAGGGGGUUAUCCAGUUGAAUUAGGCCCAGAGAAUGCAACAGCAGUUGAAGAUGGUGGCCCAUUCAAAGCUACCUUAAACACAGCAAUGUUCUGUAACUUUGAUUUUAUGAAAGCCAAUUUAGCACAACCAACCAUUCAAGUUGCUGAUGCUCGGUCACCUGGCAGAUUCUUUGGCACUGAAACUGAGCCGCGGCCAAACUUUCCAACUGGUCACAUUCCACAUUCAAAGAAUGUCCCUUAUGUUCAGUGCUUAGAUCCUCAAACAAAACUGAUGAAAGAUCCUGAGGAGCUAAAGAAAGUAUUUGAGGAAGCAGGAAUUGAUCUUGGAAAAGAGCUUAUUACAUCUUGUGGAUCUGGGAUCACAGCAUGUGUGGUGGCUUUGGCAGCACACCUUUGUGGAAAGAGAGACACCAUGGUGUAUGAUGGGUCUUGGGUGGAGUGGGGUCAGCGUGCUUCGUCUGAUAUGAUUGAAAAGAAUUAGACAUUUACUUAAUAUUUUAUCCAGUAAUGUAAAAGAGAAAAUUGGAAUUGAAAUGAGAAGGAUCCUAGACUUGUAGAUAGUAAACUGAGAAGGGUAAUCGGAACUUGAUCUGAUGAAUGCAAUAUGUCAGGGCACCUAAUGCCACGGGAGGUGGCUUGAUGCAUAACUCAAGGAACAAAGCUUUUACAUCAUUUGCUGAGAUUUGAAUUUCAUCAUAAUCAUAAUCAUCAUUAUCGUCAACAUCAUCAUCAUCAUAAUAAUAAUAAUAAUGAUAAUAAUAAUUUAUUAUUUAGUAUUUAUACAGUGCAAAUUAACAUGUAAAUAUGAUCAAAUGUGCCUAAUGUACUCCUGGGUAACCUGAGUAAACAAUAAACUGAUUUUGUAGUUCAGUGUAUAGAGGUAUUGUGUAACAUAAGGAACACAAUGAACUGGGUUUGACAUACAUCAAGGAGGGUUAACCAUUAUUGUUUAGAACAUUACUGUAGACUUUCUAUAUGGUUACAAGGAACAUGUAGGAUAAUAAUCAUACUCUAAAAGUCAAAGAACUGUAUACCAUAGAAUACUAACAUUUUUAUUUUUUUGAUCUGUAAACUACAGGAUAGGAUCAA
Orbicella faveolata is the source of this 1569-nucleotide messenger RNA. Its product is annotated as 3-mercaptopyruvate sulfurtransferase-like. Gene Ontology annotation, molecular function: thiosulfate-cyanide sulfurtransferase activity. Gene Ontology annotation, cellular component: mitochondrion. The record is from RefSeq and is a predicted model, not a curated record. NCBI's taxonomy places the organism in Eukaryota, Metazoa, Cnidaria, Anthozoa, Scleractinia, Merulinidae.